Molecule: messenger RNA, 2214 nt
Organism: Aureobasidium uvarum
Lineage: Eukaryota; Fungi; Ascomycota; Dothideomycetes; Dothideales; Saccotheciaceae
Source: the annotation of a GenBank genome assembly
AUGGGCAAAUUGCAUAUUUACCGAUGGCUCAACGCCCAGCGAGCCCGCAAGGAAGCCACUGACCUCGAGCUCAAGAGCCUGCCCACCUUGGUGACCAAGAAGAAGUGGACGCUCAAGAUCAAGCCCGGUGCGUGGCCCUGCUGCUUGUCCCGCACACACACAGCGACUGACACGACCCUACAGNGUGUCUCGACCUUUGGGGAGAAGCCAGAACUCGUCGGCCCUGACCACCUCAAGCAGCUCGUCGACCACGCCCUCAGCCACAUUCCCGACGACCAAGUCCAAGACACGCCCAUCUUCCUCCUCGCCACGGCUGGCAUGCGCCUACUCCCCGACGUCCAGCGAACCCAGGUCCUCGACAACAUCUGCUCCUACCUGCAACGAAACACAAAAUUCCAACUGCCCGAUUGCGCCCUACACAUCCAGGUCAUCCCUGGCGAAACAGAAGGACUAUACGGAUGGAUUGCUGCAAACUACUUGCUCGGCGCAUUCGACGCCGACGCUACCCAGGCACACCACCAUGGCAAAGACCACCACACGUACGGGUUCUUGGACAUGGGCGGCGCCUCUGCCCAGAUUGCCUUUGCUCCCAACGCCACCGAGGCUGAGAAACACGCCGAAGACUUGAAGUUGCUGCGCAUGCGCAAGGUCAACGGCGACCCCAUCGAGUACAAAGUCUUUGUCACCACUUGGCUGGGCUAUGGUGUCAACGAGGCUCGCAGACGCUACAUCGACUCGCUAACCACAGCAAGUCCUGGAAUCGCCGAGCUUCCUGACCCCUGUCUUCCUACUGGUCUGGAAGUCACCAAGUCAGGCCAUGCCAUCUCUCCUGGUUCUCACGAGGCUGCUGGAAAAGAGACAUACCUGCUGGGAACGGGCAAGUUUCCCGAGUGUCUGUCAAGAACAUACCCCUUGCUGGACAAGGAUGCGCCAUGUCUGGACCCCCCCUGUCUGCUUCACGGCGUACACGUCCCUGCAAUCGACUUUGACGUAAACCAUUUCGUCGGCGUUUCGGAAUACUGGCACACGACUCACGAGAUUUUUGAGAUGGCUCACAAAGACAAGGCUUACGACUUCAACACCUACCAACAACGCGUUCUGGAACUCUGCAGUCAGGACUGGAAGUCGAUACAAAAAGGCGUCAAAGAGCAGAAAUGGGGUGAAAAGGUUACGGAGGAGAAGGUUGCCGAGGUCUGCUUCAAGGCCAGUUGGUUGAUAAACAUGCUGCACGAUGGCAUUGGCAUCCCGAGAGUCGGUCUUGAAGCUACAAAAGGCGGUCACAAUGGCACAAAGGCUGUGAUUGAUGGUGCGAAAGAGAAGGGCUUCCUGGAUCCUUUCCAAGCGGUGAAUAAGAUCAACGAUGUCGAAGUCAGCUGGACGUUAGGAAAGAUGAUCUUGUAUGCUGCUUCACAAGUCCCCGGUCCGGACGACAAAGCACUGGCAGUCGGAUUUGGCAGCAAUCUCCCUGGACCCGACCUCCCCAAGGACUUCCAGUUCGCUGGUGGUAGUUCCAUUCCCUUGCCAACCGAUCUCAAAGACGACGACGUUGACUGGCACGACAAACUCUUCACCUCAAGCUCCUCUCGCAGAUUACCUGGUUUCCUACUAUUCCUAGUCAUUCUCCUGGUUGCCGCGUUCCUCCUCUGCGGCCGCGAAAGACGCAACUCCCUUCUUCGAAAAGCAGGCUUCUCACCAGGCAAAGGCAGCAAACGCAGACCCAACGCUGUUUCCACCAGCCUAGGCAAACUUUUCGGCACCAACAAUUCUGGCCCUGCAUACGAGCGCGUGCUAGAAGGCGGCAUUGGCCCUGAUCCCUCGGACUUUGAACUCGACGACAUGAAUGGCAACGACUCCGAUUCGGAUAAUAGCAAUGGCCGCACUUCUGGUUGGGCGACACCGAAGGCCAACAACAAUGGCUUUAGCAGUCCUGUGCUGCACUCUUCACCACGUUCUGCGCGAGUGAACCUGCAUAACCAAGGAUCGCAACCCUCGGCUGGAUACUUUGAUGGCCCAGCCACUCAUGCGUCGAGUACUCUAUCUCUUGCUACUACGCCGGGCUUACAACUACCUCACGGUGGUAGGGGAGGAUUGCUGGCCAGGACGGAAAGCAGAGAGCAACUGGCUACUGCAACGCUGAGGUCUGGAAGCAGGAGUCGGGCGGCUAGUCCUAGUCGGAUAAGAAGUCCACUCAUGACGCCUUUGCGGGAGGCUUGA